This is a messenger RNA of Penicillium samsonianum, 1257 nucleotides long. RefSeq lists its product as uncharacterized. The record is from RefSeq and is a predicted model, not a curated record. The transcript is spliced from 7 exons. Bases 1 to 1257 code for a protein of 418 amino acids. Gene Ontology annotation, biological process: amino acid metabolic process; biosynthetic process. Lineage: Eukaryota; Fungi; Ascomycota; Eurotiomycetes; Eurotiales; Aspergillaceae. Gene Ontology annotation, molecular function: pyridoxal phosphate binding; transaminase activity.
AUGGAGAGCAGCCUUUCAGCGCGAGGCAAAGCCUUCGCGGCACAGAAGCCAACCUUCCUCGACGUAUUGAGCGAUCUGUGGGCUCCCGAGUCUAACCCCGAUGGAAUUGUGAACAUUGGUCUCGCUGAGAAUAGUCUCAUGCAUGAGGAGAUGGAGAGGUUUAUCAACUCCAACUCGCAAAUCGACGCACAUGCAUUGACCUACGGAGACGGAUUCAGCGGCUCGCACAAGCUCAAAGAAGCCACCUGUCAUUUCCUGAACAGCCAUUUUUCUCCUUGGACUGCGCUUUCUCCCUCCCAUCUGGCCAUUACAUCCGGUGUCAGCAAUGCAGUUGAGUGCUGUGCCUGGGCGUUAGCCGACUUUGGCGACUACAUUCUUGUUGGGCGUCCAUAUUUCAAUGCUUUUAAGACGACGUUUGGAACACGGGCUGGAAUUGAACUUCUUGAAGUCACGUUCGCAACAACGGAUCCAUUUAGCAUGGCCGCAGUCCAACACUAUGAGAAGACAUACGCCGAAGCGAAGAGCAAAGGCUUUCGCAUCAAAGCGCUUCUAUUGUGUUCACCACAUAAUCCUCUCGGACGCUGCUACCCCGAAAAUGUCCUAAGAGAGUACAUGAAGUUUUGUACCAGAAAUGGACUUCAUCUAAUUUGUGAUGAGAUCUAUGCACUGUCUGUCUGGGAGAAUCCUCGCCUGCCUGAUGCUCCAGGUUUUAGAUCAAUUUUGUCUAUGGAUGUCAAGGACGUGAUGGAACCAAGCAUGGUGCAUGUUGUAUGGGGGUUAAGUAAAGACUUUGGCGCAACUGGCUUGAGAAUUGGCUGUUUGAUUAGCCAGUCAAAUAGGCCGCUAUUGGAAGCUGCAGAUGGCAUUUCUCUCUAUAAUUUCCCAUCAAGCCUCGCAGACCAAGUUGCCACAACUGUUUUACUAGAUGACAAAUUCACGAGGGCGUACAUCGCAACCAACCGGCAUCGUUUAGCAGAAAGCUACCGUUUUGCAACAAAUUUUCUCCGGUCUCAUCAAAUCCCGUAUGCCGAGUCUAACGCUGCAUUUUUCGUUUGGAUGAACUUGAAAGAUGCAUUCAAAGGUCGUGCGACCACGGAUGAGGACAUUCUUGCAAAGCUUCGGAAAGAAAAAGUAUACAUCGCAGUUGGGACGGCCUAUGCCGCUGAAGAAGCGGGGUGGUUUCGAAUGGUAUUUGCGCAUCCGCAAAGUGUGCUGGAGGAGGGACUGAACAGAAUGCUUCGAGCUAUCCAAUCAUAG